Pelodiscus sinensis (Chinese soft-shelled turtle) is the source of this 7426-nucleotide messenger RNA. The record is from RefSeq and is a predicted model, not a curated record. Lineage: Eukaryota; Metazoa; Chordata; Testudines; Trionychidae.
CCUCUGACUAUGGCAUGAAGCUGCCAAUCUUGCGGUCGAACACAGAGGAUCAGAUUCUGUACCAGACCGAGCGUUACAAUGAGGAGACAUUUGGUUAUGAAGUCCCUGUCAAGGAGGAGGGUGACUACGUUGUGGUGUUGAAGUUUGCUGAAGUCUAUUUUGCACAGUCCCAACAGAAGGUGUUUGACGUGCGCUUGAAUGGUCACGUGGUCGUGAAGGACUUGGACAUUUUUGACCGAGUUGGACAUAGCACAGCCCAUGAUGAGAUCAUUCCCAUCAGCAUCAGAAAGGGGAAGCUGAGUGUCCAGGGAGAGGUUUCCACGUUCACAGGGAAGCUCCACAUUGAGUUCGUCAAGGGAUACUAUGACAAUCCAAAAAUCUGUGCACUAUACAUUCUGCAAGGAACAGUGGAUGAUGUUCCAAAGCUACAGCCUCAUCCUGGCCUUGAGAAAAAGGAGGAUGAAGAAGAUGAAGAAGAGUAUGAUGAAGGCUCCAGCGUUAAAAAACAGGCCAAUAAGAAUCGGGUUCAGUCAGGCCCCCGGACACCAAACCCCUACGCCUCGGACAACAGCAGCCUCAUGUUUCCUAUAUUGGUGGCCUUUGGUGUCUUCAUUCCUACCCUCUUCUGCCUCUGCCGGUUGUGAGGGCAAGCCCCAUGCAGAGAUUCAGUAGCAGGGGCCGCAGGCCAGGAGGAAAGGAGUUGGACCAAAUGCGGUUGCUUUCAGUUUCUCCAUAUGUUUCAUAAUUUAAGGGAAAAAAAAGUUCAUUUGGAAUGAACAGCAGGUACAGAUUAAGGGGGGUGCUUGCCUUCCCCCAGCCACCGAGCAGCGAGGCCUUGGCUUCCCCUGUUGCACCAUAAGCAGCAUCCCCUCCUUUCCAAGGCACUUGAGAUUAAACUGGAUCUUUGCUGUCUGUCUGGGCUGUAAGAAGCUGAUGCUCGCAAAUUUUGAUCCAUAUCCCACAUGGAGAGGAAGCUGCGUGAUCCAAGCACUGGGCCCUUAUUCAGGGGGAUACUUGCUCACAGUUUAAGAAGCUAAGCAGGGUAGCACUCUCUGAAUGUUGCUUGGAAAACCAGCCUCUGACAUGAGGCCUAGAUAUGUGCUUUGGUCAGAAGUGUGCACAGAUGUUCUGGUGCCUUUGAGUGACUAACAGUGACAGGGGAAAGAGACUGGCUUUUCAACAGCUACCUGAAUGUGUGUAACUAAAUGCAUGGUACUUCUCUGUCCUAAAGAUACACAGGCUCAGACUUGCUGAUGGGAAAGGCUUCAGCUUCAGAGUGAGAGUUGCAGAAAGAGCUGAGGGAUUUAUUACGCCUGAUUUUCGGCACCUGUUGGGAGAGACUUUCCGAGUUUGAGAAUUGCAGUGUUGCUGGGUUUUUUUUGCUGUGACCUGCAAUAGCCUGGCUUCUUGCUGCAGUGUCUCUGCCCUAGAGGCAUCUGGUUGCUGUAUCAGUUGUGGCUUUUAUUUCCUUUUUAAUAUUUUUCUGUGCAAUGACUCACUUCAAGCCCACAUUGCCCUCUAGUACACAAUGUCUCCCAUGACGGAGCAGAGAAUUGGGUGACCAAAAAAUGGAGGCUCUGAACCCCAAGUGCUUGUGCAACCCUGUUAUGAUCAGCCAUCUGGCAACCAUAAGACAGGGUAGUACAACCCUACCGGUACUUGGCACUGGCCCUCUACUCUUUCUGCAUCAGCUGCAGUGACCUGAUCCACUCUGCAAUAAUAUGAGGCUGCAGUUUGUACCUACCCUUCACUAUCUUGCAUAGGCUUCGGAAUAUUAGGGUUGUGCCAGACAAUUGGAGGUUGACAAGUGCCUCUUGAAAUGGAAGAGCAUGUCCAUUCAAGGUGGAGAAGCACACAGUUGGAAACUGCUGUAGAUCAAUCUGAUCAGCUUCCAUGGUCAACUGGUGAUGGGUUUGCGCUACCCUGUUUGCUUCCCACCACUGAUAGCUUAACAAGUCGGCUCUGCUCCAGCCUGGAAAUUAUGUGUUCUCAAAGUGGAGGUGGCAGGAAGGGCUCCUUGGCUCUGGGUCUGAGCCUGGUGUAAUUAGGAGAACAGUGUGGAGAAACAAAAGCCUGCAAUGUGCCAUCCACACAAUUCCUGAUCUGAAACUGGAGGACCUUGGGCCACAGGCUCCACUUAAGAUCUGAUUCUGCAAGGUGCUGAGCAGCUUCAGCUCCCAUUGACUUAUGGGAAAUGUCAGUGCUCCCUUCCUCACAGGAAGUGCCCAGCAACUUGCAGAGUCAGGCUAGGGGGUACUCUUUGGUGCUUAAGUCUUGAGGCACAAUCCGUGUCUGCUUUCAUUGUAAUAACAUCCAUCCUCUAGAUCCUCAGGGCAGAAUUCUCUUUGCCUUGGGCUAAAUCUGUCUCUUCUGCCACUUGACUGAGUGGUAAUCCCCCGGCUGCUCCUCCGUGGAUUCUGGCUUUUCCUAUCCAUUGCUUUUGAGCACACCUGCUUUACUCACACCUGGCCUUUUGAUAAGCUAGACAGAGCCUCUCUGCAAAGGGUCAGUGGCACUCUGUGAAUAAUCUGUUUACAGCUGCCAAGGUCUUUGCUUUCUUCCUAUUUUCAAGCUGUGGAAAGUGUUGCUCAGCCAUGAAAGGCAAGACAGGAGUGAAGAGCACUAAUAGAGCAUUGGUCUGCAAAGCAGCCAUCUUUGUGAGCACGUGCAUUGCUGCUUUAUAUCUAACCAGAAUUCUGAUUAUGCCAGGCCAAUGCAGAAUAUAGGAUCUAGCUGAUCUUUCUCCCGUUGCACACAAGUAGUUGAGUUCGUAAAACAGUCAGAGAAUGCUUGGCUCCCCACUGGGAGGAGAGGCCCGUAGUAGAUCUCCAGAGCAAGCCAAGCUCUGAAAUGGUGGGAGGCCUGGGACUAACAACUUCAUUCAGCUGUAUCUUCCUGGACCCUUAUCACUCCUAAAUGCUUAUUUUUUUUAAUGUAUGAGCCAAUUAAAGGUGUAUUUUGAGGACAAUUUCUAUUCAGAGUGACAAUGCCUCUAACAUUUUAUCCUUGUAUGAUUUCCCUUUAUCUCUCUGCCCAGUAUGUGGUCACUCCAACACACUAGAACAACACAAGAUUUGGGGCCUUAAUCAAAUAGCAGGAGCUUUUUGGAUUCAUCACAAACUGCCCCUAGUCAAUAGACAAACCAAGAACUUAGUCUUGAAAACAACCCCCCUUCCAAUUGAGGAGUAUGCUCUGCUCUUCCCUUCCCCUGAAAUACCAGCAUUUCUUAGACCUGGGCCGCCUUCAGUACCUCUGAUUUCCUGUAACUUGAGCUCAAGGGGUGAGGUAGGAUCAUAGGAGUUAGAGAUGAAGAGGCCUGUUUCAUUAGUUCUCUGCUCUGCAAGGACAGGGAAGGGAAGUUUCUGCUGGUAGGGGCAAUGCACUGAUUCUGUGCUAGACUCCCACGUGAGGAUUAAACAACAUGUCUUUAAGGCUUCUGCUUUGUGUUGCAGCCCAGGGCUCUUAAAUAAAAUUAAUUCAGUUUUAUUCUUUUUUUAAAGUGAUAUGUGAUUUUCUCUGUUUACCCUUAGGUUAGUUAUCAGGCCUUAUCCUGUGUACUAGACAUGAGGUACUUACAUGGGUUUGUGCCCUGACCCCUUAUCUUUUUGCUGGGUACACUGGCACCAUUAUGGUACUAUAAUGAGACAGUUUUCCUUUUUGCUUUCCUGUUCCAACUCUUCCCUUUCUGGCAGCUUCAGAUUUCACUUGAAGGAUCCUUUUGGGAUAAAUGAAGCAAGUGCUUUAUUUUUUUUAAUUUUUUAAAUAGGGACUAUAGAAGGCUAAGGUGGGAUGGAUUGCAGAGACCAGAGGGACCCAUCCAACAUAUGAAUGGAUGCUGAAGUCUGAUUAUUGCUCACUUUUACAUAGCUCUCUUCAUAGCUGCAUCUGCAUUUCGGCUGGCUAAGACUGGCAAGAGGUGCACACACUACUUGGGGGCUGGGCUUAGGGUGAGUUUAGGGCUACUUUAUUUUUCUGUUACGUUGGAUUAUCAUUGGGCCAUUGCUUUUCACUGAUGUUGAUUUCCAUUUGUAUUUAAAGAUGGAGGGUGGAGCAAGAACAAGUAGUGUGAACCAUGUUGCAUGUCCAAGCCUGUAACUAUUAAUGCAGUGCUACUUGUGACAUUACAGUAAACCUAGAUCCCUUCCCUGGGGAACCCUAAAUUAGCAGGAGAGACUGCUGCUUGGUAGAAAUGAGGGGCGAGGCAGUGAAUGCUUCCAUGUCAUGCUUCAAAUCCUGUCUGUUAGCUUUUGGAAAUGCUGGUCUGCUCUUCUGCUUCCCUAAGCAACGAGUUUUCCCACAGCCUUACACUCUGCUAGUCUAUAAUACAGGCUAGUGCCUGGGAAGGUUGGGAGACCAGUUAGGAAACAAGGAAGCAUAACAACUCUAUAUCACAUGCAAACAAACAGCAGUAGGCAGAUACGGACCUGGUCCCUCUGUGUGCAUCCUUGCAACAGUGGGCAGGGUGAGGUGAGUAUGUGGUGGCCACAGCUCAGUGUCCCUUCAGAAGCCUGAAGACAGGCAGUUGAGUUCUGUGGAACAGAUUGUUUAGAAAAAAGGCUUAGUCAAUGUUGACCCUAAAAACAGAAGAAAAGCAAUGUGAUGAUAUGGCUUGACUUGAACCUUCCCAGCCCACGGUAUUCAAAUUGUAGGUGGAGAUUCUUUGAUUUUUUCUUCCCCACCUGCUGUGCCUAUUGUCUGGUAUCUCAGAAGAGCAGGCAUCCUUGCAAGGCUCUGGUGUGUGUCUUCUGCAGUGUGGUUGGGAGAGUAAGGACCUGUUUCAUCCUUAACCCUGGAGCUAGUGGUCUUUGGUAGCGUAAAGCCAGCCCUGGAACUUUGUACUGUCGUGUUUGUGCGAAUGGAAUGAUAGCUAACCUUUCCCUCUGGAAUUGCAGGUGGAAGCAAAAGGAAUGCCAAAGCAAAUUCUUAUUUCAUUUUUGGUGCCUUUUUGUUGUGGUUUGGUCAAAAAUCUGUUUGAAGAAGCUUCUGUUUUAAGGAACUUCUGUUUCCUCUUUAAAUCUGUCUCCUGGAGGAGAUGGUCCCUAAUCCAGGCACAUCCCCCUCUAAAAGCAGGGGGCAUUAUCUUGCCAUCCUGGAAUGCUCUGGAAUGUCCUAGCUGAAAUACGGAGCUACUUGUAAAUAUCUGCUGAUACAGUUUUUGCUGUCUGGAUGUUUAGUAAUGGAUGUGCUAGGGGAACUGGUGGGCUCCCUUCAGGCUUGCUUGCCCCAAAGAAAUCGCUAGAGGAAAGGGGAGCUCCCAGGAAACUUUGUGCUCAUCUGUCCAUUGUUUUCAGGGGCUCGAUGAGUCAGUUGGAUUUUGGGAAGGAGCACGGCCCUCAGCAUGCCUUCAGUCCUGCUUCUGUAUCACCGGUAUCGUUUGUGGCAUGAAAUUCACCCCAUCCUGUAUAAAGACCUUGCUAGCAAAGGGCUUCCCCCAGAGUUGCUAUUGCGGCAGGGACUCUAAACCAGGAGCAGAAUACAGUACUUGAUCUCUGGCCUUGCUGUGCUUAAAACUGGACUAGCAGCAACCCUGGGAAACAUAGUCCAGUGUCAGCUGUAGCCUGAACAGUCCCUUUGGAAAGAGAGAGAAAACUGCUGCAACUUGCAUCUGUAACAUCUGAAAAAGUCUAUGUGUUUUGGGAUUUAAACUUCUACAGGUAGCAGACCCUCUAAGGCAUCUGUCUGCUCCUUGUGCCCAUUAGAGCAAGAGAGAAUUCAGCUUAGUGGGAUCCCCAGGGAGAGUAGGGUCUGGAAUCUCACUGAGUCAGUUCCACCAUUCAGGCCAUGCUACAUCUCCGUGACAAAUGCAUACACAGGUCUAAUGGGAGUAGGUUUGAGGCUUUAUUCAUACUUGCCUCUGUUUCACCAGAUUGUCUCCAGUGAUUAAUUCUAAAUAGGCUUAGGCAUGAAUUCUCGAAGGGGGAAUGUAUAAUGUGGGUUGGAACUGAGAGCUCCUCCCAGGAAAAGAUGGAGCUUAAUAAAUAAGCCCCUUUAUACUGUGUUCUUUGUUCCUGAUUGUGAUGUAACAGUUAGGGGGUGUUUCAGACCCAUGAAACUUGUGAUUAUUUCACAUCAGAAUUGAACAGACUCAUCUCAAGAAUAUGGUAGAUGGUAGCAGCUGCACUUAGCUUCUGGCAUUGGUCUGUGAGAAGGAGGUUACAACCAGGGUAGGCUUCCUGGACUCUGGCAUGCUCAAAGUUUAUAGGUAUAUAUUAAAGCACUGUUUCUGAAGAGAUCAGGGAAAUGCCAUGGGGUGCUCUGCGCCUAGUCUAGCCAGCACGACUCUCAUUGCUGUUAUUAUUUGCCUCUCCCUGAAGUGUUUCAUUGGGGACGGGGGAGUGCUUUCUUCCCUCCCAGAGAUAGUGCUGUCUGCUCAGGAAAUAUGAAUAAUCCACAGCAAACAGCAAGGGCUCAGAAGUCUGUAUGGUAGAGAUUUAUUCUAGGGAUGGGGAAAUAGCAGCUCAGACAGAUGUCAAGCAGUUUUUUAACAAGUUUUGUUUAACCAGAAACUCCUCUUAGUGUGUGUGGAUCUAGAAAAUGCAGAAUCUUUGAGCCAUAGUUAUUUCUUAUUCAUCUUUGUUAGGGGUGUACUUAUUUGUUCUGUCAGUGAUUCAGUUUCAAUCCAAACAUGUUCAGUUGGGGAUCCUCAAGUUAGUAAAACACCCCCUAGAGGUUAGGGCUGCUCCUAGGGACUUCUUCCACUCAAGCUCUUCCUACUUAAGAAACUAACCAGUCUGUAAGGUGGUUCCAGGUUGCAUGAAAUAAAAGUAGCGUUCUCAGGGUCUUCAGAGCAGAAUCCUGGUUUGCAUGAGUUUUUAGCUCAGUUAUAGUGGCAGUGUUUGGGUCGCAACUGCACAGCAACUCUUAACUGUGUUGAAAGUGGGUCUCAAGACUUGGGUAUGGUUGUUUUGACAAGGCCUGAAUGAGCUCCUUGCAUGUGCCUUCUUGCUAAGGGAACACUGGCUUCAUGCAGUCAGCUGAUUUUUUGAGCACAAAGGGCUGCACAGUUGCAGGUUACUCAAGGCUGUAAGACUGGAGUGACCAUGAAGGAAAUAAUAAUAUGGGGAGAAAUAUCCAUUUCUUUUGAGGUAAUUCUUUGUCUGUAUUCAUAAUCAGUACUAAUGGGUUUUGAAGAAGAAUUUUUUUUCCUGUCCUUUGCUUUGAGUUAUAACAACUUGCAAUGACUGUAUCAAUCUUGGGCCCUGGGUUAAAAGCACAGAUCUGUUUCUGACUAGACUGGCUUUGCAGAGACUCGUUAUUUUGGAGAGAAGAGCUGGGUGUGUGGGAGGGUUAUUUUAUUUUUGGUACAUGUAGCUGUUUAUUUUUUAACUUUCCCAGGAUGUUUGGUUGAGGGAAUGUUCUGAAAUCGACUGCCUGGCAGUUUUAACCAGCAGUGUAUUAAAGGAAAAUAAACAAAAUUAUAUUGUCA